CGACUUAGUGUUUAUACGCAUUGAAAAGCAAAGCCUAGUUCAAACGCGGGGUUUCGUAUACUUCAAAUCAGCCGUCAGCUGAUAUGAUGCAGGUGCCGUUUGAAGGUACAUCUCUGGACCUACACUCAAAUCUUCAAAUCCGAGAUGCAUGCCAACUCAAUACGCAAGUUGGAGGCUUUCAAAAUAUUCAUCCUUCAUUUUCUUCUUGCAUAUAUCCAUCUCUCGAGCAAACGAUAAAUUCAGUAAACACUGAUGCUUUCAAGAAAGAAUACACCUACGAUACAGAACUUCAAAGACAGAUUCUUCCCUCUCUUACACUAAAUAACUUUGGCUUGCAUCACUCUGCUUCUAGUCCCUUAAAUCCUAUGCCUCCCAUUACGUACUCACCUGGAGUUUGUUCACAUCCAUACCUUCAUCAGACGUUUUCGAAUUCUGAUUCACCAUCUGCCUCAAAUGACGUACAGGAUCAUAUGAUUUGUCCGGAUAUAAAAAGACGUAAUCGAGGAAGAAGCUCUCGACUUAAUUUCACCAGUAGUUCGCCUGGUAUCGAUGACAAACCAGUGUCAUUGAGUACGAAAGACUCCCAGAUAAGCUCUUCAGACUGCAAUUCAGACUGCAGUACCGUAACCAGGUCCUCCGAAAAGAUGAAGCCGUCAGAUAAAGAUGAUCGCUAUAUUCAGCGUAGACUGAAAAACAACUUGGCAGCUAAACGUUCCAGAGACAACCGCAAGCGUCGUGAAGAUACAAUAGCAUUACGUGCAAGUUAUCUUGAAAAAUCCAACUUGGUACUACAAACUCAAAUACUAGCUUUGAAAAGGGAAGUUUGUUUGCUUCGUGGUAUACCAUUUGAUCCAAACUACAAAGUUCGCGUUUUUAAUGACAAUUAUUUAUCCUCUUGCCAAACUACCCCACAGUCUACUGUGUCUACUGACUUCUCAAAUGAAUGUCCUUUGCCAGAUUUUUCUCCUAUUGCGUGUUCAAAUCAGACCUUAAACUCAAAUGUCCCUUAUCCUCCAAUCACUGAAUUUUCUGGAAAUUGUGGAUGAAUGUAUAUUUACUAUUUUUGUAUGUACAUUACACAGAGCUUUCUAUUUAUUUCUUUUGAUAGCGAUUUUUGAUGAUGACCUAACUUCACAUUACACUGUCCUAGUUCUGAUUCUACCUAUCUGUAUGAAUAUUUUGCAUUUCGGUACGAUCUAUCUAGUCUAUUUCUUAAUCUCUUUAGUUGCUUUUGGACCGUUAUUUGUUCAUUUGAUUAGGAUUUAUGCUAUAUAAUUGAUAUAUUUCCCUUGCUCAGUUGUAUUGUGAGUGCACGUGUGGUAUUAGGAUUUAUAUUGUUCGUUACAUUCGUAUAUCCUUGAAAAGUAUUUUUUUAGCAAGCGAUCAUA
Messenger RNA from Schistosoma rodhaini, 1388 nucleotides. Lineage: Eukaryota; Metazoa; Platyhelminthes; Trematoda; Strigeidida; Schistosomatidae. The record is from the annotation of a GenBank genome assembly.